GUCUUAAAAAAAAAAAAAAAAAGUGUAGCCCUAACAGAGCCCGCAAACGCCCUUUCUUAGCGUCAGCCUCUGGACUUACACUUGGCAGCGCUGCGCCUCUCCGGGAUCUCCCUCCCUCCUCCUCCCUGUGGCCCCGCGGGCGGGAGGGAGGCGCAGGGUGGCCCAGCCUGGGUGGUCUCCUGCCCCGCCCCCUGCGGCGCCGUUACCUAGCAGCGGGCCCGGCCGCACGGCUAGGGUAAUUUGCGGGCCCCUCAGCCAAUGGGAGGGCGUCGCCCCGGCCAGCUCCCUUUUCUGAAGCUCCAGCCGCCUCCCGGGCACUGCAGUCGCCACCUCGAACCCUGCUGUGCGUCUCGGGCCAGCAAUUCCGUCUGCGCGCGGAACCCAUUCCUCCUCCAGCCGCCGCGGCCCACGGCCCACAGAGCGGGUGAACCCCGGCGCCGCGCCCCGGGCCCGCAGCUCCCUGCACUCCUCCCUCGCAGCCGUCUUAACACCGGCACCCCACAGUCUCUCCCACGCCUGCGCCUUGGCGGCCCCACUGAAUCCCCACGCGGGGCCCAGCGGUACUGGGAGACCGGGCUAGCCUAUGGGAGCGCCCAGAUAACGCGGGUUGGGGGCGCCCGCGCCCCCCAUCCCCGCCAGCAUGACUCGAUCGCCGCCCCUCAGAGAGCUGCCCCCGAGUUACACACCCCCAGCUCGAACCGCAGCACCCCAGUGGGCAGCCGGGUGAGCCAGGAGCUGCAUUACACCAAGGAGAAGCUGGGGGAGGAGGCUGCAUACACCUCUCAGAUGCUGAUACAGACCGCACGGCAGGAGGGAGAGAACAUCCUCACGCCCGAAGCACUUGGCCUCCACCUCCAGGCAGCCCUCACUGCCAGUAAAGUCCAAGUAUCACUCUAUGGGAAGUCCUGGGAUUUGAACAAAAUCUGCUACAAGUCAGGAGUUCCCCUUAUUGAAAAUGGAAUGAUUGAGCGGAUGAUUGAGAAGCUGUUUCCGUGCGUGAUCCUCACUCCCCUCGACUGCUUCUGGGAGGGAGCCAAACUCCAAGGGGGCUCCGCCUACCUGCCCGGCCGUCCGGAUAUCCAGUGGACCAACCUGGAUCCAGAGCAGCUGCUGGAGGAGCUGGGUCCCUUUGCCUCCCUUGAGGGCUUCCGGGAGCUGCUAGACAAGGCACAGGUGGGCCAGGCCUACGUGGGGCGGCCCUGUCUACACCCUGAUGACCUCCACUGCCCACCUAGUGCCCCCAACCAUCACAGCAGGCAGGUUCCCAACGUGGCUCACGAGCUGAGCGGGGGCUGCCAUGGCUUCUCCCACAAAUUCAUGCACUGGCAGGAGGAAUUGCUGCUGGGAGGCAUGGCCAGAGACCCCCAGGGACAGCUGCUGAGGGCAGAGGCCCUGCAAAGCACCUUCUUGCUGAUGAGUCCCCGCCAACUAUACGAGCAUUUCCGGGGUGACUAUCAGACGCAUGACAUUGGCUGGAGUGAGGAACAGGCUGGCACAGUGCUACAAGCCUGGCAGCGGCGCUUUGUGCAGCUGGCCCAGGAGGCCCUGCCUGAGAACGCUUCCCAGCAGAUCCACGCCUUCUCCUCCACCACCCUGGACGACAUCCUGCAUGCGUUCUCUGAAGUCAGCGCUGCCCGUGUGGUGGGAGGCUAUCUGCUCAUGCUGGCCUAUGCCUGUGUGACAAUGCUACGGUGGGACUGUGCCCAGUCCCAGGGUGCUGUGGGCCUUGCCGGGGUACUGCUGGUGGCCCUGGCGGUGGCCUCAGGCCUUGGGCUCUGUGCCCUGCUCGGCAUCACCUUCAAUGCUGCCACUACCCAGGUGCUGCCCUUCUUGGCUCUGGGAAUCGGCGUGGAUGAUGUAUUCCUGCUGGCGCACGCCUUCACAGAGGCUCUGCCUGGCACCCCUCUCCAGGAGCGCAUGGGCGAGUGUCUGCAGCGCACGGGCACCAGUGUUGUACUCACAUCCAUCAACAACAUGGCCGCCUUCCUCAUGGCUGCCCUCGUUCCCAUCCCCGCGCUGCGAGCCUUCUCCCUACAGGCGGCCAUAGUGGUUGGCUGCACCUUUGUAGCCGUGAUGCUUGUCUUCCCAGCCAUCCUCAGCCUGGACCUACGGCGGCGCCACUGCCAGCGCCUCGAUGUGCUCUGCUGCUUCUCCAGUCCCUGCUCUGCUCGGGUGAUUCAGAUCCUGCCCCAGGAGCUAGAGGACGAGACGGUUCCAGUGGGCAUUGCCCACCUCACUGCCACAGUUCAAGCCUUUACACACUGUGAAGCCAGCAGCCAGCAUGUGGUCACCAUCCUGCCUCCCCAAGCCCACCUGGUGCCCCCACCUUCCGACCCACUGGGCUCUGAGGUCUUCAGCCCUGGAGGGUCCACACGGGACCUUCUAGGCCAGGAGGAGGAGACAAGGCAGAAGGCAGCCUGCAAGUCCCUGCCCUGUGCCCGCUGGAAUCUUGCCCAUUUUGCCCGCUACCAGUUUGCCCCCUUGCUGCUGCAGUCACAUGCCAAGGCCAUUGUGCUGGUGCUCUUUGGCGCUCUUCUGGGCCUGAGCCUCUACGGAGCCACCUUGGUGCAAGACGGCCUGGCCCUGACGGAUGUGGUGCCCCGGGGCACCAAGGAGCAUGCCUUCCUGAGCGCCCAGCUCAGGUACUUCUCCCUGUACGAGGUGGCCCUGGUGACCCAGGGUGGCUUUGACUACGCCCACUCCCAACGCGCCCUCUUUGAUCUGCACCAGCGCUUCAGUUCCCUCAAGGCAGUGCUGCCCCCACCGGCCACCCAGGCACCCCGCACCUGGCUGCACUAUUACCGCAGCUGGCUACAGGGAAUCCAGGCUGCCUUUGACCAGGACUGGGCUUCUGGGCGCAUCACCCGCCACUCGUACCGCAAUGGCUCUGAGGAUGGGGCCCUGGCCUACAAGCUGCUCAUCCAGACCGGAGACGCCCAGGAGCCUCUGGAUUUCAGCCAGGUUGGGAGAGGGCUGGAGGGGUGGAGUAGCACAGGGGCUGCAGGCCUCCUGGGCCCAGGCCUUCAGCCCUCUCUGCCUCUGCAGCUGACCACAAGGAAGCUGGUAGACAGGGAGGGACUGAUUCCACCCGAGCUCUUCUACAUGGGGCUGACCGUGUGGGUGAGCAGUGACCCCCUGGGUCUGGCAGCCUCACAGGCCAACUUCUACCCCCCACCUCCUGAAUGGCUGCACGACAAAUACGACACCACGGGGGAGAACCUUCGCAUCCCGCCGGCUCAGCCCUUGGAGUUUGCCCAGUUCCCCUUCCUGCUGCGUGGCCUCCAGAAGACUGCAGACUUUGUGGAGGCCAUCGAGGGGGCCCGGGCAGCAUGUGCAGAGGCCGGCCAGGCUGGGGUGCACGCCUACCCCAGCGGCUCCCCCUUCCUCUUCUGGGAGCAGUAUCUGGGCCUGCGACGCUGCUUCCUUCUGGCAGUCUGCAUCCUGCUGGUGUGCACAUUCCUCGUCUGUGCCCUGCUGCUCCUCAACCCCUGGACGGCUGGCCUCAUAGUGCUGGUCCUGGCGAUGAUGACGGUGGAGCUCUUUGGUAUCAUGGGUUUCCUGGGCAUCAAGCUGAGCGCCAUCCCCGUGGUGAUCCUCGUGGCCUCUGUAGGCAUCGGUGUUGAGUUCACAGUCCACAUGGCUCUGGGCUUUCUGACCACCCAGGGCAGCCGGAACCUGCGGGCCGCCCGUGCCCUUGAGCACACAUUUGCCCCUGUGACUGACGGGGCCAUCUCCACAUUGCUGGGUCUGCUCAUGCUUGCUGGUUCCCACUUUGACUUCAUUGUAAGGUACUUCUUUGCGGCGCUGACGGUGCUCACGCUCCUGGGCCUCCUCCAUGGACUUGUGCUGCUGCCUGUGCUGCUGUCCAUCCUGGGCCCACCGCCAGAGGUGAUACAGAUGUACAAGGAAAGCCCAGAGGUCCUGAGUCCACCAGCUCCACAGGGAGGCGGGCUUAGGUGGGGGGCAUCCCCCUCCCUGCCCCAGAGCUUUGCCAGAGUGACUACCUCCAUGACCGUGGCCAUCCACCCACCCCCCCUACCUGGUGCCUAUGUCCAUCCAGCCUCUGAUGAGCAUCCUUGGUCCCCUGCUACCACCUCAGUUCCAGGGGACCAGGUCCAGCCACUGGGUGAAAAGAGCAGCUGAAGCACAGAGACCGUGUGUGGGCCAUGUGGGCUCACUGGGAAGCACUGGGUCAGGUGUUAGACGCAGGAUGGACCCCUGGAGGGCCCUGCUGCUGCUGCACCCCCUCUCCCGACCCAGCCAUCAUGGGCCUCCCUGAUAUCCAUACAGAACAGCCAGCACCUUGCACACCCAGGCCUGUGUGAACCUAUGUCUGUGUCACUUGAGAGUGAAAGCCAGCACUUCAGGCUGCAGUGCAGCCCUGUCCCCCUUCCCACCCCACACCGCUGCCCACUCAGCUGACCAAGCCUGAGAGACCCUCCAGCACCCUUCCUCAGUCCUGGCCCCACCGCCUGGUGACUCCUGGGCAGGCUCUUCAUAUCCCUGCCCACCUCCUACCAUGUCCAUUAUUUAUAUGAAAAUGUCUAUUUUUGUAGUGUACAUAGAUGUUAGCUAUGUUGAAAGUUUUAUUUUUUAAAGAAUUAAAUAUAUUCUAUGUGAACUCAU
Messenger RNA from Macaca mulatta (Rhesus monkey), 4626 nucleotides. NCBI's taxonomy places the organism in Eukaryota, Metazoa, Chordata, Mammalia, Primates, Cercopithecidae. The record is from RefSeq and is a predicted model, not a curated record.